Styela clava is the source of this 1693-nucleotide messenger RNA. RefSeq lists its product as uncharacterized. NCBI's taxonomy places the organism in Eukaryota, Metazoa, Chordata, Ascidiacea, Stolidobranchia, Styelidae. The record is from RefSeq and is a predicted model, not a curated record.
AGAAAACACUAAUUCAAAUAGUCUAUGAGUAUUCAUUUGAAUAUAUGACUCAGCUAGAUAAAGAAUUGCUAUUCCGCAAAGAAAUUCAGAAAUGCGAAAUACUAAUAUCCUGUAAUAAGAUGGUUGUAUGAUGGUAUUGCUUGGGAAAUAUACAAUACGUUUGUUAGUUUGGCUUUACAACUUAUAAUAAAAUAAAAUGCAGAACAUCAUGCUAAUUUAGAGUUUUGCUAGAAAUUGAAGAGUAAUGUAAGCUGAGUAAUAAACGUAAGUGUAAUAAAUACUACUAUUAAAUUCAAAAAAUUUCAGAAUAUAUUUUACGAGAGUAUUUAAUUUAUUUUGGACUCACUGGUUAAAAAAUGGAAGAAGAAGAUUCCAAUAUUUAUGAAUAUGCAAAUGGAACAAGCUCGUGUGGAGGACUUCCGAGACCUGAAAGAGAGGAAAACACAUAUGUGAUUCCAAUUCCUUCUCCUCACCCACCUCCAACGCUAUCAUCAGAUGUGUACGAAUCCAUGAUAGGCCAGUACCGACCAUCUGACUCUAGCAUUCAAACUUCUACAACUCGCAAUUUUGAAAAAUACAAUGACUUGAAUAAGAAAAUGAAACGUAUCAUUGUAUAUUUUGUUUUUAUAAUAUUCCUCUUCGCUGCAUUUACCAUCGUUGGAUUUGCAUUAUUACAAAUGAAGCAUGACUGCUUAUCUCGGGAUCUGGAACAAACGUCACACGCUUUGAAUGACUCAGUCAAAAUUCAGAAGCAAUUGCUAAGAGUCACAGGAUGGUAUCUUGCAACGAAUCAUAGAAUUUACAAACUCUAUAAAACAAACAUGACGUAUUUUGCCGCGGAAAAAAUCUGUCAAAGUGAAAACUCCCUACUCGUCACAUCGGGAAUAAGAGAUCCCGUAAUAAGAAGCGAGUUAAUAAAAAAGGUGGUACAACCCGGAGGCUAUGAUACAUGGAUCGGUGUCAAUGACAUUAAAAAUGAAGGACAUUGGGUAUGGUUAGACAAUGUGACGUCAAAUUUGAAUGACACUUAUUGGAUGGAAGGACGUCCAAAUAAUUAUAACGGCAACGAGAACUGUGGUCAUUUGUGGAAAACACACAAUUAUAAAGUCAAUGAUGCUAACUGCAAAGAAUUUAUGUAUUUCAUAUGCGAAGCUUGAAUAAAAACAAUUAUACUGAUGGCACCUAACGAAACUCUAUACCUCAGACAUUUCGUCAUGUUAUCCAUCUAAUGUGUAAUGAAAUACCCUUGGAAAUGACGAGCUGUUAGCUUUCCACUGAAUAUUUUAUCGCUUAUCGAGAAAUGUUGUUUCCAGGAAAUGGGUGGCUGGUACUGAAAUGAACUAUCGAACAGUCUCGAAUUAAAGAAAACCAAUUGUGUUGGAUAUAAAAUAUCAUUUAAUAUGAAUAGAAUUAUAGAAAUUUAGAACAGUGAUUGGUCAUGACUUCCGGUCAGUGUUGUCAACUUGAGAAGGUCAAAAGAGGUUUUUUCAAUACAGAUAACCAGACAAAUCGUAGAAGCUAAGAAAUAUUUUUGGUUAAGUAUGUAAUUGGGUUUGUUGUACUAUUGCAUUCUUCUAUUUAAUCCACUAAAAGUUUGAAAAAUUAAAUGUGAUGGAUCCAAUAAAUGCUACCAUUAGUGUGACAAGUGUUGACAUUCAGGUUUUGCCUAUUUAGGAGGUCUUAUUGACUCCAA